UAUUUACUGAGUCCGUCUGUUUUUGACUCCGCGCCGUUUGUCUACCGUUUCCUCCGUUUUAAUGAGCGCGAAAUAAACCGCCUAAUAUUAAAAUCCCCAAUUUAAUAAGGUAGGUAGAAAAUUAAAACCCUAAUUUAUGAACCCUUCUCUGUCUGAAAAAGGAAAGUGAAAAUCAAGAGUCAUUAACUCUCUGAACCGUACGAAUUCGCUCUGCAACAACCUAAUUGAAGAAGACACACCUAAACUGAAGAAAGGGACAUGAAUCAUUAAGGCAAAGAAUGCUUGUGGAUAUUAAUUUUCAUUAUGGGGGCACUUGGGUAUCUAAUCCAGACUUACAGUAUGUUGAUGGGUUUGUGGAAAAAAGGAACACUUUGAUUCUGAUUACAUGUCUAUUGAUGGUAUUAGGGCAAAAUAUAGAGAUGAUUUAGGAUUCCCAUAUAUUAGAAGGAUAUUUAUGUGUAAACCAAGGAAACCACUAGGUCAGGGUCUGUUUUUGGUAGCAACUGACAAUGAUAUUAAAAAGGCUUUGAAGUAUGUAGUAUAUGCAUUUGAGUUGGACAUUUAUGCUGAUCAUGAGGUUGAUGAACCUGUGUUUGCACAUACUCGUGGGACAUUGCCAUGGCAUGGUGGCAAUCCUAAUUACCCUGACCGUGAUGAAGUGGAUCUUACUGAUGUGCCAGUAGUAGAUUUGACAGAUUGAAUGGAUGAGGUAGAGGUGCUUGAUCAGGAAGCAAGUGGUGAGGUUGAGGUAGGUAACAAGGAAACAAGUGGUGAGGAUGAGAAGGUAGUUGAUCAGUUAGAAAGUGGUGAGGGUGAGGAGGUAGCUGCUCAGUCAAAAGAUGGUGAAGGUGAGGAGGGAUGUGACUCAGAAAGUGGUGAAGGUGAGGAGGAAGCCUACUCGGAAAGUGGUGAGGGUGAGGAGUCAGUUGACUCAGAAAGGGAAAAAAUGAUUUACCUAAUAAUGUUGAGGGUUGUGAGGACUCGAAUGACAGUGAGUAUGUACCUGAGAAUGCAGAAGGCUGUGAGGACUCUGCUUCCAAUGACAGUGUGUAUUUCUCAUCAAGUGAUAUGGGAUCUUAUGAGGAGGGUGACUCUAGUGAUUCUGAGAGAGAAGAUGCAGUUAGGAGGAAAAGCAGUCACUCCAAGUACAAGGAAAAAGGUGGUUGUCCAGAAUUGAAGCUAGGAUUAACAUUUUCAAAUGCUAAGGAGUGUAGGAUGGCUAUUUUCAAGUAUGCAAUUUUUCAUGGAAAACGAGUGACAUUUAAAUAGAAUGAGCCUAAUAGGUUGAGGGCAGUAUGUGAAGCUAAUUGCCCUUUUCUUGUAUAUGCUUAUAGAAAUAAGCCUGAAGAGAAGUUAGUGAUCAGAACUUUCAGAGAUGGGCAUGAAUGUGGUAGGGUUUAUGAGAAUCCAAGAUGCAGUUCUCGUUUUUUAGCUCAGUAUUUUAAGGAAAGGUUGAGGAAUGAUCCAUCUUGUAAGGUUAAAGCUAUGAAGAAGUUAGUUAGACAAGAACUAAAGCUGAAUGUGUCAGAGUCAUUAUGCAAACAAGCUAAGAGGUUAGUGAAGAAGGAGCUGUCUACUAAUUACUUGACUGAGUAUGCAAGGCUAGAAGCAUAUGCAUCAGAGAUAAGGAGUAAUCCUGGGAGUGCCUGUGAUGUGCAAUUAAUGCCACAAUACCUUAGAGAUGGAAGGAGAGUGUUUUGGAGGAUGUUUGUUUGCUUUGAUGCUUGUAGAAGAGGGUGGAUAAAUGGAUGCGGGCCCAUAAUAGGAAUGGAUGGUUGUUUCCUAAAGGGACCAUGUAAGGGUCAACUACUAGUGGCAGUUGGGAAAGAUGGAAACAACCAUAUGUUUCCAGUAGCAUGGGCCAUAGUUGAUGUGGAGGACAAACCAAAUUGGAGGUGGUUUUUGGACAGACUGUCUCAAAUGUUGGACUUGAAGGGUGGCAUUGGGCUGACUAUCAUAUCUGAUAUGCAAAAGGGCUUGAUUCCUGCUAUUGAAGAGGCACUCCCUCAAGCAGAGCAUAGAUGGUGUGCUAGGCACAUCUAUGCUAAUUGGAGCAAGGAUUUCAGAGGGGGAGAACUUAAGCAAAAAUUCUGGAAAUUGUGCUUGGAGUACAUAUGAAGAU
Molecule: messenger RNA, 2122 nt
Organism: Mercurialis annua (annual mercury)
Lineage: Eukaryota; Viridiplantae; Streptophyta; Magnoliopsida; Malpighiales; Euphorbiaceae
Exons: 3
Coding region: 1486-2118 (210 amino acids)
Biological process (GO): DNA transposition
Molecular function (GO): transposase activity; DNA binding
Source: RefSeq, a predicted model, not a curated record